Danio aesculapii is the source of this 4482-nucleotide messenger RNA. RefSeq names its product solute carrier family 26 member 6 (gene slc26a6.2). Gene Ontology annotation, cellular component: membrane. Gene Ontology annotation, molecular function: bicarbonate transmembrane transporter activity; secondary active sulfate transmembrane transporter activity; chloride transmembrane transporter activity. Bases 642 to 2891 code for a protein of 749 amino acids. Lineage: Eukaryota; Metazoa; Chordata; Actinopteri; Cypriniformes; Danionidae. Gene Ontology annotation, biological process: transmembrane transport. The record is from RefSeq and is a predicted model, not a curated record. The transcript has 19 exons.
UAUUAUCUUUAUUCACAGUGUUUGUUGCUAAAAGUUUGCUGCUUUCUUACACUAUACAUUAUGAUUUGUUAAAUAAAAUAAAACCUCUACAUUCCCAAUUAAAGACAAAUCAAGUCAAAACAAACACCUCACGUGAGAGUCAAACAUCCACUUUUAACGCACUUCACUCAUGUAAAACCACAUGGUUCGGCAGAAGGAACAUGAAGUUUUCUAUCUAAUCAGACUAAGAUAAGCUGGCAUUAGUCUUUAGUGUGAAGGUGUCCGACACUGAAACCCCCCUCCCCCCUCCUCUGUCUUUUUGGGACUUUGCUCCCCAUAUGAACACAUUAGAAUUCUAUCAGUGAGUGUGUGAAUGGAUCAGAUGGAUAUUGGAAAGGACAGGAUACACAGCCUGUUAUAAAAGAAAAGAGCCCGGGACGUUAAUCAAUCCAUUAAAGCUCAGAGCUUCACUGCACCACCAUCAGAUCUCACGAGAAUCACUGGAGAACAUCCUUCAGAUCUGUUUCCAAGGACAGUCUGGAUUAGAUUUUAAUUGUGAGCACAUGCUUUUGGGAUUUGUAUUUUGGAGCUGAUUUUUCUUUUUAGAAGAGUCGUUUUAUGAAAGUUUAGAUCCACAUUUGGGACUAAGACAGGCUUCAAAAAUGGAAGAAGACAUGAAAGACUGUGAGCUCAGGAAGAGAGUCCCAUAUCACAUCCAGAGAGAAGUGCUGGAUGAGCUCAGCGUUGACCAAGUCGCUGAGAAAUCAGAUUUCAACAUUUCAGUGAAAGAAAAACUCAAGGAUGCAGUCAGGUGUACAGGCCCAAAGGCUAAAAGCUGUUUCCUAUCCUUUGUUCCUCUCCUGGCUUGGCUCCCUAAAUACCCAUUUCGAGAAAAUGCUAUUGGAGAUCUAAUAUCAGGAAUCAGUGUUGGAAUCAUGCACCUGCCUCAAGGUAUGGCAUAUGCUUUGCUGGCUGCCGUUCCUCCUGUUUUUGGCCUUUAUUCGUCCUUCUACCCCAUUCUUAUAUACUUUAUAUUUGGAACGUCCAAACACAUCUCUGUCGGUACAUAUGCAGUUAUGAGUGUUAUGAUUGGCAGUGUGACAGAGCGUUUGGCUCCAGACUCAGACUUCACGUUCCCAGGAAAUGAAACCAACAGCACCUAUAUAGACUUUGGCAGCCGUGAUGCAGAGCGGGUCAAAAUCGCUGCCACUGUCACUUUCUUAUCUGGCAUUUUCCAGUUGCUCCUCGGGGUCGUGCGCUUUGGCUUUGUGGUGACGUAUCUCUCAGAGCCAUUGGUGAGAUCUUAUACGACAGCGGCUGCCAUACAUGUCAUUGUGUCUCAGCUCAAAUAUUCCUUUGGCAUCAAUCCACAUCGAUACAGUGGACCUUUGUCUCUCAUAUAUACAGUCAUCGAGAUUUGUGCAUUGCUUGGAAAGACCAACAUCGGUACUCUGGUUGUCAGCAUUGUAACUAUUGUUGGCUUGAUCAUUGCAAAGGAACUCAGCGCAUUGGCUGCAAAAAAAAUUCCUAUUCCGAUUCCAGUUGAGCUGAUUACUAUUAUUAUAGCUACUGUGGUAUCAUGGUAUAUGGAUUUGAAGACCAUUUACAAAGUCGAAGUUGUUGGCGAAAUCCCAUCAGGUCUGCAGGCUCCAGUGGCACCCAAGGUCUCACAGCUGGGCUCAAUGGUCGGGGAUGCUUUUGCACUGGCAGUGGUUGGUUAUGGCAUUGCUAUUUCCCUGGGGAGAAUUUUUGCCCUCAAAUAUGCCUACAAAGUUGACAGUAACCAGGAGCUCAUAGCGCUGGGUCUGUCUAAUUCCAUUGGAGGCCUGUUCAGCUGUUUUGCCAUCAGCUGCUCUAUGUCUCGCAGUAUGGUGCAGGUCAGCACAGGGGGGAAAUCACAGGUUGCAGGAGCGAUUUCUGCUCUGGUGAUUCUGGUGAUCUUGUUAAAGAUUGGAGAACUCUUUGAGGAGCUGCCAAAGGCAGUGCUGGCGGCUAUAAUUUAUGUAAACCUGCAAGGCAUGAUGAAGCAGUUUGGAGACAUCUGCUCUCUCUGGAGGACCAACAAAGUGGAUAUGGUGGUGUGGGUGAUGACUAUGAUCCUGACCAUUUUGUUUAAUCCAGACAUGGGACUGGCUGCAUCUAUCGCCUUCUCCAUCCUCACCGUGGUCUUCAGAACUCAGCUACCAAAAUACUCCAUCCUUGGGCAGAUUCCUGGCACAGACAUUUACAAACCAGUAGAGGACUACAAUCAGGUUAAGGAAAUUCCUGGUAUUACGAUUUUCCGUUCAUCUGCAACAUUGUACUUUGCUAAUGCUGAAAUGUACAUCGAUGCCCUCUAUGAGAAGACUGGUGUAGACGUGGCUAAACUUCUCUCACACAAGAAAAAACUGGAAGCAAAAAGACUGCGAAAAGAAAAGAAAGCUGCCAAGAAAGCAAAAAAAGAGGCCAAGAAAAGAGCAAAAGAAGCUGCACGUCAAGCGAAGGAAGAGCCAGUGUUUUCAGACACAGAGGAAAGUGAGGAAGAGCCGGAGUUGGCGUCACACUCACAGACUAAUGGGAAUGUGCAUGAGCUCUCAUUUAAAGAGCCAAAAGAUGUGGUUGUAUUGGAAGCAGGGCCUUAUACUGACCCGGACACACCACUUCCAAAGGCAAUCGUUCUUGACCUGAGUCCAGUGAACUUUCUGGACACAGUUGGUGUGAAGACGCUACGCAAUAUCUAUAAAGAUUAUGGAGAGGCUGGUGUGCAGGUGUACUUGUGUGGCUGCCAGAGAGGUGUUGUAGAGAGUAUGGAGAAGGGCGAUUUCUUCAACGAGAAAGUGACUAAAUCGAUUCUCUUCUCAACGGUACAUGAUGCAGUUCUUUACUGCCAGCAAGGAAACAAUGAGAAGGUCAUGCAAGGAACACAUUUGUAAAUCGAAUGUGAAAGACAGCGCUCUGGAACACAGAGCAGGAUUUUUGUGUAUUCCGCCAUGAGGAUGAAUACGUAUACAGGAGAUGUUUCGAUUAAUAAUGUGCUAUUUAAAAUAAUAAUCACGUUUGAAUGGGAAAUAUGUCAGAAUGGAUUUGCUAUUGAGCUUUAUUGUGCAAGUAAAAAAAAGUGAAACUAGCUGUUCUAUACAGGUUGUGACACUGCAGGUGUAGUUCAGCACUAAAAUAUUACACAUUACGCUUCUCAGAAAUAUAAUCAGAGUUCUGGGAAACAUUAGCAAUGUACACUACAGUUUAAAAGUUUGGGGUCAGUAAGAUUUUUAAAAGAGCAAGGAUACAUUAAAUUCAACACAUGCUCAUUCUGAAAAUGUAGCCCCUUAAUAUAUAUUGCUGGAGAUCACAAAUUAUGUAGCCAGAGCUACGUAUGGCUGCAUUUCGUCUUUAAAACGAACGUUACAGGGCGGUAUGAUGCCGUUACUUUUCUCGCUUACCAGCUAACCGCUUACCUACGUAUGGACGGCUUUUCUGCUGUUACCGGUUUGUCCAGUAGCUCGACAUAUACAUCGGCGGACUUGAGAUGCAGAGCGGAGUUGACCACGACAACAGGAUACGAGUUCGGUGAAGAACGGUUCCAGAAAGCAGGUAAGACAAAAACAGAAGCCAAAAAAUAACAGGGUAAGUAAGUAAAUAACAGGGUGAGAAUGUGGUAAAAUCUGAAAACGUGGUAAAAAUAAGGGGGUUUUCUUUUGCUGUUUUGCUUUUUUCAAAACACUGCGGUUGGGUUUAGGGAAAAGGGGAAGAGGUCAAUCGAUGCUGUUUACAUUUACAUUUAGUCAUUUAGCAGAUGCUUUUAUCCAAAGCGACUUACAAGGAAGCAGCAAGACGAGGAAGCAAUUUACACAACUAUAAGAGCAGCAGUGAAUAAGUGCUAUAGACAAGUUUCAGGUGUGUAAAGUCUAAACUGGAUGGGAUGUAUUUGGUGCUCUCCAGAAAUGUAUAUAGGGGUACGUAAUCAGAAUGAGCCUGGGUUGACUAAAUUUGAUCAAACAUAUUCAUAAUACAUUGAUCAUGUUAUAUUUUAAAUAAAUGCUGUACUUUUAAAGUUCUUAUUCAUCAAGGAAUGGUUUGAUUCUGUUUUUCACAAAGAUAUUGAACAGCAACUUCUUAUGAGAAAUAUUGCACUGAGUGAGACACUGAAGACUGAAGUAAUGACUCCUGAAAAGUCAGCUUUGCCACCACAGAAAUGAAUUUAAAUCAUACAAAAUUACAUUUUUGAUUGUUAGAGUUUUAUAUAUUGAAUUAUAUUUCACAAUAUUACCCCUUUUACUGUGAACAAUUAAAUGCAGCCCUGGUGAGCAUAUGAGACUUGCUGACUACAAACAUUCCAGUAACGACAGGGUGUUGUUGUUCAACAUAAAUUUGAAAGAAUGUGAACAAACACACAAAUUUUUAUUUCAUGAACCUAGGUUGAGUUUGUCCAUAUUAUUUAAAAUUUUUAUUCAAAAUUCUAGAGAGUAAUUUGCAAUCUAACCUCUAUUCAUAUAUAUUGUUUUAUUAUGUAUGCUAUUAACUUUG